AACCUAAAAAAAAGGACCCAUCUAUCCAUCAUCGACCGCUAACCUCUUUUCAUCCUCCGGCCACCCGCGAUGACGCCGCCGCCGCCACGGCUGCUCGCCGGCGGCGACCACAGUCCGCCCCCCACGUCAACCUCCUCCCCGGAGCACCCUCUCCUCUCCGCUCACCUCCUCCUCCCCGACCCAUCCCCCUCCGAUCUCUCCUCUCCGCACCUCCCCCACGCCCUAGCCUUCUCCUUCCUCACCCACCCGUCCCCUCUCCCGCGCCGCCUGCUCCUCCUCCUCCACGCCGCCGGGGGCCGCUUCCCCGCCUUCUACCACUCCUUCGCCUCGGCCCUCCUCUCGCUCCCCUUCCCCCUCCUCCUCCCCCACCCACGCGCCCGCCUCCUCCUUGCCGCCGCUGAGCUCACCCGCGCGGCCGCGCCGGGCUUCGCGCCCCUACUACUCUCCCUCCUCCGCCGCGUGCCCUUCCCCGGAGACGCCCGCCUCCCCGACCUCAUCCGCGAGCAUUCCUCCUUCCUCGCCGCCGAGGAGCCGCAGCUCCUCGCCUCCGCCGUCUUCGCCUUCCUCCGCCUCCUCGCCAGGAACCGCCUCGCCCCGUUCCCCAGGAGCGCCGAGUGCAGCAACUGCGAGGAGUGCAAGAGCGCGAAGAACCUCGAAGAGUGCGGAGAGAAGCUGGUAUCCUUCUGCGUCUCGGUGCUGCGGGACCACUUCCAGGUGUGCACGCUGAUCGGGAGGGACCUUGUGCGGUCGCUCCAUGAACUGGUGCUCGUGCCGGAGUUCCAGGGAUUUUGGAAAGACUUGAUGCUGGCCCGCAACACUGACAUCUGCCGGGUUGUCACUCCAGGUUGGUGCACAGCCUUGUCUAUCUCGCCGGAGAUGGAGACGCAACUGCUGUUCAUGAUGAGCAAUGUGAAGUGGGGAGGCCAGAAGAGGUACCAGCUGUGGUUUGCGAGGAAGCAUUUGAUGGUGCCUGGAGGGGAGGAGAGGAUACCGGACAUUGUCCGGUUCAUAUGCUGCGGGUACCACCCGACCAAUGAGGUUAUACAGUCCGGUGUCAUUGCCCGCUGGGCGGUCAUCGGUUGGUUGCUGACUAGUUGCAGCAAGGGGUACAUUGUAGCGAAUGCGAAGUUGGCGCUGUUCUACGACUGGCUGUUUUUUGAUGAGACUAAGGGUAACGUCAUGAACAUUGAGCCCGCAAUGCUUCUGAUGUUGAACUCAAUAUCUCAGUAUGUAGAUAUCACAAACGUGCUACUUGAGUUCUUAUUUCUUCUGAUUGAGAACUAUGAGGUGCGGAGGAAGGAGGCCAUCGAGCAGUGUGUGAGGUGUGCAUUUAUAGUGCUGGUGAAGAAAGGAGUGCUCCCAUCAUUGGAGUUGUUGACAGGCUGCGAGAAGCUGUCGCCAUUACUUAGGCAGAAGCUUGUGGCAUUUUUAUCUAGUACCACUCCUGUAGCAGCUGUAGAAGCUUGCUUGAAACCGAUUAAUGAGGUUUCUAAAGCAGCAGAGUUGAAGAAGAGAGUUUGCUCCAACUAGAUGUCACAACGGUAUGUGUCAAGAAUGAACUGCAGUCAGCACCAAUCCACCAAUACUUCAACCAUGUGAAUGAUCUGAGAAGGCAUACAAAGAGGAAUUACAAGACCGCACCAAUUUACCAGCAAUUCAGGUGAAGACAUCCCUUGAGCAAGAAAAGAAAAAGGAACCUGGAGUUUGGGCUCAUCAUCGGCUUGCCCUUGGACCUACAAACCUGGUCCUCACCAAUAUGCACAGAAUAUGUUAAAUCAAAAGCUACUGUGCGAUUCAAACUACAUUAGAAGUCAAUUCAAUUCCGUUCAGUUAAUACUGAUAAUGCCAAUUUUUAAUUUCUGCUGAUUGAAAACUAUGACAAGUGAAGAGUUUCUCAGCCGAUGCUAUAUCUGAUUAAUCUGAAGCAUGAAAUGAAUUUAAUUGAAGGGUAGACCGCUUCUUGUGAUUCAUUAUCAUUUGAAGCUAAUUGAAGUGCUGGCAGCAAAGCAACAACUCUCUGCACACACUCAUCAUCUGCUUGAACUGAUGAAAGAAGCCUCAUGGCCCUUUUGACAACACCAAGAUAAAUACACAGUAUGUGGAUUGAAUGAUGUGAUCAGACUUCAAGACCUGGUGGCAUGUGCAGCACAGGCAUCAUGCACAUUAAGCUUGUGAUAGCGAGUGUUUUUGUUCAGGCAUGCUAAUACACCUCAUGGGAGAAGUCACAUACACCAUAGGGAGUCUCUAUUGAUGUAUUUCUGCGGAGUUAUAGGACAUCGUCUGAUCUAAGUAGGCCAACCUUAUGUACUUGUAAACUACUCCCUCCGUCCGGAAAUACUUGUCAUCAAAAUGAAUAAAAGGGGAUGUAUCUAGAUGUAUUUUAGUUCUAGAUACACCCCUUUUUGUCUAUUUGAAUGACAAGUUUUUUUGGACGGAGGGAGUAUUUGUAAUUACUGGCUUUUGUUAUUCAGUAGUAAAAUCCCUUUCAUCGUA
Molecule: messenger RNA, 2493 nt
Organism: Triticum aestivum (bread wheat)
Lineage: Eukaryota; Viridiplantae; Streptophyta; Magnoliopsida; Poales; Poaceae
Product: integrator complex subunit 3
Exons: 1
Coding region: 70-1530 (486 amino acids)
Cellular component (GO): cytoplasm
Source: RefSeq, a predicted model, not a curated record